Molecule: messenger RNA, 996 nt
Organism: Brassica rapa (field mustard)
Lineage: Eukaryota; Viridiplantae; Streptophyta; Magnoliopsida; Brassicales; Brassicaceae
Biological process (GO): cytokinin biosynthetic process
Source: RefSeq, a predicted model, not a curated record
UCUUAUAGAGAAACUGUACUAUACUUCAUUUCAAGAAUUCGCUUACUAACAUUUUCUCCUUCAUAUCUACUAUAUCUGAAAAUAGCUUGUCUUGUAGUUCUUCAAUUGAGGGAAAACAGUGGUCUUAGAAUUGCCAUGUGGUGAUACACACUCCUAUUAUUCAAUUAUAAGAGUGAUUCAAUAGGCUCCAGCUUUUCCUGAUUCUAAAACACAAGAAAGAAAAAAUAUCAGACACAAAAGACACUGAGGCUAUAUCAGAGGGUAAAGAGAUUGGGAACAAGCUGUAAGGUACGUAACGUUUUUCAAAAAAGAAGAAGCUAAGCUCAACCUUUUUUUGUGUGUUGGCAAUGGAGUCUCCAAGAAGAGGAGGUUCUGAGGAGAAGAGUAGUUGUGAAUCAGGAUGGACUAUGUACAUAGAAGACACCUUCCAUGGAAACCAUCACUCUGAGGUUGUCUAUGAAGAAUAUGAUGAUGAUGAUGAUUUCCAUGGAAAAGAGGUCGAUGAUGAUGGGGAUGGUGAUGAUGAUAGUAGUGAGAAUGGGAGCGAUGAUUCGAUGACUUCUGAUGCAUCUUCAUGGCCUAGCACUCAGCAACCAAGGAACCCCAAGAAUCAUGCAGCUGCAAAGAAGAGCAAUGCCAAACAAGUCAGUCAUCAGACAAAGAACAGGGCUUGUGAAAAGUUCAGCGACGAAGAAGAGGAAUCUGAGUUCAAGGCUAGAACAAGAACCACUACAACUAGCCGUGUUCAAAGUAGAGGCAAGGCGAGCAAAACCAAAUAAGCUCCUCAAUACAUGGUUUUAGUUUCUGUUGCUAUAUCCAAUGUCGAGGGGAAAAAAUAUCAGAAUCAAGACCAUGUAGUUGUUUACUUUCAUUUGAUAUUUAUGUGUAAUUGCAUUGCUUUCUUUAACAGGAUUAUGUUUUUGCUUAAAGCAAAUCCCGUUCCUGUAACUUUGUCUGCCUUGGAACUAUGCUAAUAAUAUCUACCUUUUCUGCACA